AAGAAACUAGUAUCAGCAGUGUUUGGAUUAUUAAACAAAUGUUAUCUCAGUGCUAAAAUGUCGCACAAAAUCAUUAGUUUGACAGUCAGGGAUGUGAGAUUCCCGACGUCUUUGGAGCAACACGGCUCAGAUGCGAUGCACACUGACCCGGAUUAUUCGGCCGCAUAUGUGUCAAUCGACACGGACUGCGGGUUGAAGGGCUACGGCCUCACAUUCACUCUGGGAAAAGGGACGGAGAUUGUGGUGUGUGCCGUGGAGGCCCUGACGGGACUGGUUGUUGGGAAAUCCUUGGAGGAGAUCGUGAGCGACUUCCGUGGAUUUUACCGCCUCCUGACCAGUGAUGGCCAGAUGAGAUGGUUAGGCCCAGAGAAAGGAGUGAUCCACCUGGCCACUGCCGCAGUCCUGAAUGCUGUGUGGGACCUGUGGGCGAGAGCUGAGGGCAAGCCGCUGUGGAAGCUGCUUGUUGACAUGGAUCCCAAGCAGAUCGUCUCGUGCAUUGACUUCAGAUACAUCACCGAUGUGCUCACAGAGGAGGAGGCUCUAGACAUACUUGUGAAAGCACAGGAGGGCAAGCAACAGAGAGAGCAUCAAAUGCGGAAAGAGGGUUAUCCUGCCUACACCACCUCCUGCGCAUGGAUCGGCUACUCAGACCAGCAGCUCAAACAGCUCUGCACAGAUGCACUCAACAGCGGCUGGACCAAGUUCAAGGUGAAAGUCGGCGCGGAUCUUCAGGAUGACAUACGCAGGUGCCGCCUCAUAAGGCAGAUGAUUGGACCAAAUAACGCUUUGAUGAUCGAUGCCAAUCAGAGAUGGGACGUACCCGAGGCCAUCAGCUGGGUGUCCAGCCUGGCUGAGUUCAGACCGCUGUGGAUCGAGGAGCCCACGUCUCCAGAUGACAUCCUGGGUCACGCUGCGAUCUCCAAGGCUCUGGCUCCACUCGGGAUUGGAGUGGCAACAGGAGAGCAGUGUCAUAACAGAGUCAUGUUCAAGCAGUUCCUCCAGGCCUCGGCCCUGCAGUUUGUCCAAAUAGACAGCUGUCGGCUGGGCAGCGUCAACGAGAACCUGGCUGUGCUGCUGAUGGCCCACAAGUUCCAGGUGCCAGUUUGUCCUCAUGCUGGAGGAGUCGGUCUCUGUGAGCUCGUCCAGCAUCUGAUCCUGUUUGACUACAUCUGUGUCUCUGGAAGUCUCAGCGACCGAAUGUGUGAAUAUGUAGAUCACCUGCAUGAACACUUCGCCAGUCCUGCGGUGAUUCAUGACGCCCACUACAUGCCCCCCAAGGACCCAGGAUAUUCUUGUGAGAUGCUGGAGUCAUCAGUGCAGAGACACCAGUACCCUGAAGGACCUGUAUGGAGGCUGCACAUAAACAAAUGACUUCAACACUAAGGCUGUUAGAUUUGUGAUUAGACUUGUUUAAGUCGAGUGACUAAUUAGCUUUAAACAUUUCAAACUACUAGAGAAGAAGUGCAGCACACACUGCUGAGUUCAGGCCUUUGUAAUAUUAAAUUGUGUUUUGCUGCUAGGCCCCUGUUGGGUAAAUAAUUCUGAACAAGCUGCCACAAACGUUAAGUCUUUAUUUACAAAUUAGAUAUUAGGAAUAUUUAAAAUAUGGAAAAUGAAACACAUCUAAAUGGCAUUUGCUUCAAGCAACCAAAACAUCUCUUUUGUAGUAAUCAAACUUCACACCAACAGUACGUUUCUGUCAGAACUUAAUGAGGUUUAAAGCGUUUUUGUGAUUUGGAUGAACUGAACCAUUAAAAUCUCUCUCUCUC
Molecule: messenger RNA, 1769 nt
Organism: Chelmon rostratus (copperband butterflyfish)
Lineage: Eukaryota; Metazoa; Chordata; Actinopteri; Chaetodontiformes; Chaetodontidae
Gene: enosf1
Product: enolase superfamily member 1
Exons: 15
Coding region: 58-1371 (437 amino acids)
Biological process (GO): carbohydrate catabolic process; amino acid catabolic process
Molecular function (GO): L-fuconate dehydratase activity; magnesium ion binding
Source: RefSeq, a predicted model, not a curated record